AUGUAUCUGGCAGUUUCCGUGCCAUUUGAAUUGGGCAAUUUGAUUUGUUAUAAUCCGAGUGUAGAAAGCUGCAUCGAUGUUACUAGCUUAGAGUUGAAGGCUAACACCACUAGUCUCAUUUUGAAUUCCUCAACUAAAAGCUCGAUGUCCAAUCCUGUCGACUCUGAUAACGAGGAUUGCAGUUCCAGUGAUUUGGAAAGUGAAGUUCGGGCUACAGUGUUGUUGGGGACUGAAGAGGGUCAGGGCUGUGGGGAUGCCACACUCACUACGGAUAUUGUAGUCCAGGAAAGUGAAGAGGAUAGCUUAUCGUCAUUGGACUGGGAUCCAGUUCUUGAUAGCUCAUGUUCUCUGUCUGUGGUGAGUGAUACUAGUAGUAUAUGCGGUGAUGAUUUCAUAGGUUUCGAGGCAAAUUCUGAGAUAGGAACGACCAAUUUUGUAGAAGUCGAGAAGAGUACAGUAGGAGCUGGGCGUGAGGUUCCAAAUGGUUCGAAUUCAGAAUCAACAGUUGUUAUUCAGUUGGACAGAACCUCUAGUGAAAGAGUCAGGCGAAGUGUUUUUCAGGUGGAUUGUGUGCCACUCUGGGGAUUCACAUCUUUGUGUGGGAGGAGACCAGAAAUGGAAGAUGCAGUUGCAACAGUGCCUAGGUUUCUCAAAAUUCCUCUGCAGAUGCUAAUUGAUGAUUGCUUGCUUGAUGGAGAGAGACAACGUUUGAGUCAUUUGAUGACCCAUUUCUUUGGAGUCUAUGAUGGCCACGGAGGCUCUCAGGUUGCAAAUUACUGUUGGGAGCGAAUGCAUAUGGCUUUGGCAGAGGAACUGGAAAUAAUUAUGGCCGAUCCAAAUGAUGUUAGUAGUAAAGGUAACUGCCAAGAGCAGUGGAGAAUAGCAUUCACGAAGUGCUUUCUCAAGGUUGAUGACGAAAUUGGAGGUAAAGCAAGUAAUGAACUGGUCGCUCCGGAAACUGUUGGCUCAACUGCUGUUGUUGCGAUAGUUUGUUCAUCACACAUUAUAGUAGCUAAUUCUGGCGAUUCUAGGGCAGUCUUAUGUCGUGGGAAAGAGCCCAUGGCAUUAUCUGUGGAUCAUAAACCUAAUAGGGAAGAUGAAUAUGCGAGAAUUGAAGCAGCUGGAGGAAAAGUGAUACAGUGGAAUGGGCAUCGUGUUUUUGGUGUCCUUGCAAUGUCUAGAUCUAUUGGGGACAGAUAUUUGAAACCUUGGGUUAUUCCAGAUCCCCAAGUGGUCUUUAUUCCCCGAACUAGGGAAGAUGAAUGCCUCAUUCUGGCUAGCGAUGGUUUAUGGGAUGUCAUGAGCAAUGAGGAGGUUUGUGACAUGGCCCGUAAAAGGAUACUCGUCUGGCAUAAAAAUAACUGCGUCACUCUUCCAGUAGAAAGGGGUGAAGGAAUUGAUCCUGCAGCUCAAGCAGCAGCCGAGUAUCUAUCGAACCGCGCUCUUCAAAAGGGCAGUAAAGAUAACAUUUCUGUAGUUGUGGUGGACUUGAAAUCGCAAAGAAAGAUUAAGAGCAGAAGCUAA
Molecule: messenger RNA, 1524 nt
Organism: Fraxinus pennsylvanica
Lineage: Eukaryota; Viridiplantae; Streptophyta; Magnoliopsida; Lamiales; Oleaceae
Source: the annotation of a GenBank genome assembly